Messenger RNA from Emericellopsis cladophorae, 1749 nucleotides. RefSeq names its product cercosporin resistance. Gene Ontology annotation, molecular function: zinc ion binding; transcription cis-regulatory region binding; DNA-binding transcription factor activity, RNA polymerase II-specific. Gene Ontology annotation, cellular component: nucleus. Gene Ontology annotation, biological process: regulation of DNA-templated transcription. NCBI's taxonomy places the organism in Eukaryota, Fungi, Ascomycota, Sordariomycetes, Hypocreales, Bionectriaceae. The coding region runs from base 1 to 1749 and encodes 582 amino acids. The record is from RefSeq and is a predicted model, not a curated record. The transcript has a single exon.
AUGCGCAGCCUCACUCGACACGUCUCGCAUCGCCUCCAUCAUCCUCCAGCCAGGCCGGCCACUGGCCACUCGUCGUCUCCCAAUGCCUACACACAGCUCGCCAUGGGGAAGCGCUUCCGUGCGUGCGAAGCCUGCCACGCCCUAAAGAUCAAAUGCGACCCCUCGCUCGCCGAGCCAGGAUGCUGUGAGCGUUGUGUACGCACCAGCACCACGUGUGUGCCCGCCGCGCGACGCUGGCAGCGGGACAGGAUCCAGGAGCUCGAGGCGCAGGUCGCGCAACUACAGCUCGCCCUCGACGAGACACGCGCUGCGUCCGUGUCCGCUGGACGGUGUACCAGAGACACGUCUGUUGGGUCGAGCGAUCAUGGCUCUGGAGACAAGAUGCUCGCAUUCUUGGAUGCCCUUGUCGACCUCUCCGCCCAAGCGCGCGCCCUCACAGUCUACGCGCACCAUGUACACUCGGCAUGGCCCGUGAUCUCGCUUGGCACAGGCACGUCCGACUCCCAGAUCUUGUCCAUGAGGGACGAGUUCCCCAUCACACUUGUCGCCAUCUUAGCGUUCGCCCUGACUUCCCACGACGUCCAAGUCGACGCCCAAACGCAACAGGUCCUGCGUCAACGGGUAGCCGAUGUAGUAGGCGCGGCUAUGACUACCCAGGCGUGUUCGCACGACUUGAUCCAAGCAUCGUUGGUGGCCGCCUUCUGGGUGCGGCCAGCCUUUGACACAAACUGCUACCGCCUGAUCGCUCUGGCUAUCGACAUGGGCGUCGACUUUGGUCUCGGUGGUGACUCCAUGCCCAGCUCGCCGCCCGCGUGGUUCGGUCGACAUCGUGGCCCUCUCUCGCCGGGCAUGGCGCGGUCGUGGCUCGGGGCAUACGUAGGCUCCAAGUUUGCCUCCAUCAGCACAAGACGACAGGACGCGCAUUGCUGGGGCCCGUCGCACGACAGCGCCUUCAAUCUGCUCGAGCAGCAGCCAGAGGGAAAUCACUUACUCCUCGAGAUCACCCGGAUCGCGCACCUGCAAGCCACACUCGCGAAUGACCUCGCGCUCUGCGACGCCAAUGUCUAUCGCGACAUGAACUCGGAGAUCGUCAGAGCCUCGCGCUCGGCUGUGCGCGAACGAAUAGAGGCGAUCGAGAGAAACCUGCCGCCGUGGCUCGCGCAGGACCACCAACUGCGAUUCCUGCGGCUGCAGAGCGUCAUCCUCAGCAACGAGCCGGUCCUGCACACGACGAGCAACAAGGCCUUCUUUGGCGCGCCGUACAUUGCGGCCCGCAUCGGCGUGCAUGACUUUGCCUGUCCCGACGAGAUCACACCGGUUGUACAGGAUGCCCUCCUCUCGCUGGUGCGUGCCUGCCACGAUGCCAUUGACGUGGUCGCGCGCGUGCCCACCGCGGAGCUUCUCAACCUGACGACGCUCUGCUUCGCGUCGUCGGUCACCUACAAUCUCGCCCUGCUCGUCAAGGUGCACGUGGCCGUCUCCGCGCCAGGUAACUCUUAUGGGCAGAUCAUGACACGUCAGCAGCUCAACGUGCGACAGGCCAUGGAGAAGCUCAAGCAGGUCAAUGCGGCCCUGGUCGCGCUCGAUCCGCGCAUGGACAACUGGAACACGAGGAUCAUUGGCGCGGCCGCCUGGCUGGAGACCUGGCUGGUGGAUUACGAGAGCAUUGUUCAGCGAUUUGAGCACACCCUGCAACGGGGAGCAGCCGAGGAGGCCAUGGGCAGUCUAAGCCCCAGUGGAUUCUUCUGA